CCGGAUGAAGAAAUCGCUGCAGUACCCCUGGAUGCUUGCUGUAAUCCCCGUAACUAACUUAAUACAAGCCAAUCCAAUCCGUACACAAACAAGCAGUCAUGGCGGAAGCGCAGAACGAUAUCGUGCUUUUGGAGCGUGUGUUCCUGCGAAUCGUGACCGCCGAGACGGACGAGCAAUUCGAGAGCAUACUGGGCAAAUUCCUGCUGCCAAUCUUGCUGAAGCUCUCGAGCACGCAGGAGGGAGUGCGCAAGAAGGUCAUGGAGGUGCUGGUGCACGUGAACAAGCGCCUCAAGUCACGGCCGCGCGUCCAGCUGCCCGUGGAGCCGCUGCUCCAGCAGUACAAGGACCCCAACUCCAGCUCCUUCGUCCUCAACUUCUCUAUGAUCUACCUGAAGCUGGGGUUCCCGCGGCUGGACAAGGCGCGGCAGGCCGAGCUGCUGCCCGACCUGCUGGCUUGCGUCGCCGGGAGGCCGCAGCAGCACCAGGACAGCCUGAUUCAGCUUGCGCUGGCGGCGAUCCCGCACGUGACGCUUCCGUCGAGCCCGGAGGCGCGAGCCAGCUGGCUGGGCCUUCCCGAAGGGUCGGACACCCUGGCACUCUUGCGGGAGCGUCUGCUGGACCUGCUGCUCUUGCCUUACUCCGGGGCGGACCCGUCCAUGACAGGAGGCACUGCCCCCGCCUGCCUCAGCAACCAAUCGCUGGCUCGCCUGCUUCCCGAGGGACCGCCCACGCCCGAGGAGCUGGAGAAGGCCAAGCUGGGCGCGCUCACGUUCGUGGCGUCCGGUGUCUUCCCCGAGCGCAGCAUCGUGGUUCACCUCUUGAUGGCUGCGGCCGACAGCCGGCACAGCGUUGCUAGUGCUGCUGAAAUGAAGCUGAAGGCACUUGGAAGCACCGUGGACUGGAACGAUCCCACGUUGGUGUCGCGUCUCUUCGGGUUGUUCCUCGGCACGUGUGCUCCGAAGGGUCAGGAUCUAGCAGCGAUUCCGGAGGACCAGCGUCGGAGCCCUGCCAACACACGGAUCCGUCUGAAGCUCUUCCCAAGCCUGCUGAAGUCGCGCGAGGCGGCGACUCAACUGCCACUCGCUCUCAUGGUCACCUUCAACGCCCUGUACAGCCCGAACAACACAAACGUCAAGCUGAAGGGGAUGGCGCUCCAGUUCGUGCAGUCAAUGUGUUUGCACAAUUCAGAACAGCAGCUGAGCCUCGUGGGCCGACAGCUGAUGACGUCUCUGCUGGCUCUAGCUCUGCCUCCCGAAGAGCUGGAUUCCAAGCUGCGGGUACUGGCGUGUGCUGCCUUGGGUCAGCUGGGACGCAAGCUGCCCCAUCUGGCUUCCAGCGACCUCAGCAUGCUGAGUGCGCUCUUCGAGGGUCUCGCCAAGGAGGAGGGAGAGGUGCGAAUGGCACUGCAGGAGGCGCUGUCAAUGCUGGCACCAGCCUUCCAGGCUGCGGACAGCGCCACCCAGGAUCUGGUGCUUGCCCUGGUUGCGGCCAACGUCGAGAGCCACAAUCCGGCCGUGCGACAGGCCGCGGUCGGCUAUGCGGCCACCGUCUUUGGGAUUCUGCACGUCCCGUCACGUUACCUGCUGCUCCUAGCUACUGGUGACAGCAAGGAGGAAAUCCGCAAGGAGGCGCUCAAGGCGCUGCAUCCGGCAGAAGGAGACGGCCCUCGCUACCCACCGUUUCCCAGCAUGCUGGAGUUUAUCAUAACCAAGGCUCAACCUGGUGCGGCGCCAAGCGUGCACAACCGUGACCGACCUUUCCCUGGCCUGCCAUGGAACCGGGUGCAGUAUGCCGAGGUUCUGCGGUACCUGAGAAGCUGCCUGCGGAGCGGCGCGGGACUGCCUCCUGCGGACUCCGAGACGGACCUGGGACGGGAGGGGGCACCCAAGGUGCUGCGCUACCUGCGCGCGCUUUUGGCCGGGUCGUCGCCGCUGCCGGGGCACUACGCCCGCCUCCUGGUCGGGUUCCUGCCCACUGCACCGGACGUAUCUCCCCUUUGUGCACUUCUGGAGCUGGUGGCGGCGGAGCCGAAGGAAUUCGCACCUCUUUUGGACAACCAGAAGACGGCACUCAAGAACCUGCUGUCGUUGUCCAAGGAGCAAGUGCGGGAGUGUGCCGCCCAACUGGUCGGGUUUCUGGUGGCCUCUCGCACCGGGGAAGCCUUCCUGGGGGACGUGGACGCACUCUGCGGCGACGCCAGGAGUGAGAAUCUGGAGCUUAAGCAAGGGGCCCUGCUGGCUCUUGGAUUCACGCUCGCUCGAAAGUACCGGCAUCGGAACCAGGACAACGUUGUUGACAGUCCUAGGAUGAAGGCAGCUGUGGAGGUGCUCUGCAGGCAGUUCUUGGAGGCAUCCAAGCUGCCCUUGGGUGCUGGCCUGCUGUCGUGCUGCAUCGCUCUCGGCGAGGUGGGUUGUGUGGCUACGCCCCCAUUUCCUGUCGGGGACUCGGAGGCCGAUACGCCGCCCGAGGACCCGGGCCUGACCCUGCUGGCCCUGGUUAGAGCCCUGGGCACCGUCCUGCACAACGCCAAGGCACCCGCCAAGGUACGCGAGGAGGCGGCACGCACCCUUGGUCUGCUGUGCUUGGGGCAGAACCACUUCCCCCAUGCCAGAACCGUCCUGAACAGCCUCGUGGAGUCCAGCAUGGAGAGUCCGGACAUGGAGGUGCACUUCACGGUGGGAGAGGCCAUCUGCUGCGCCCUGCUGGGUCCGACCUCUCCCCUGAGCCGGGACGCCUGGGCAACCGAGGAAGAGGACUUUGUGCCUCUGCCGAGCAGCUGUGCAAAUCUGGAGGAGAUGGCUUGGUUGGUCCCCGAGAUUCUAGACAAGUUCCUGUGCAACCCCAAACCUAGCGUUCGUCAGGCGGCCUGCAUCUGGACUUUGAGCUUGCUGAAGCGCUGCAGUCAUCAGCAGCCUGUGCUGGACAACCUGAAACGCAUCCAGAAUGCCUUGCUCAACCUCCUUGCUGAUCGGAGUGACAUGACGCAGAGCAUAGCGUCCAAGGGACUGAGCCUGCUCUACGAGCUGAGCGACGAAGAGAGCAGAGGGGAGCUGGUCUCGCUUCUCCUCGAAACGCUCACUUCCGGACGAAGGUCCACGGUUGCUGUCACUCAAGAUACGAGACUAUUUGAUGAAGGCACCCUGGGAAGCGCGCCUACCGGGGGUGGGCUCACGACUUACCGCGAGCUCUGUUCGCUGGCCACCGACCUGAACCAGCCGGAUCUCAUGUACAAGUUUAUGCACCUUGCCAACCACCAUGCCAUGUGGAACUCCAAGAAGGGGGCUGCGUUUGGGUUCGGCAGCAUCGCAGAACGGGCAGGAGAACAGCUCUCGGAGCGUCUGGGAGACAUUGUGCCAAAGCUGUACCGCUACCGGUACGACCCAAACCCCGGGGUGCGGGCCUCCUUCGGUUCCAUCUGGGCCUCGCUGGUCAAAGAGCCUCACAAGAUGGUGGACAAGUAUAUGAAGGAGAUUCUCCAGGAUAUUGUGCAGAACCUAACAAGCAACGAAUGGAGGGUGCGAGAGUCCAGCUGUUUGGCAUUGGCAGAUCUUCUGAGCGGGCGUCGGCUAGACGAAGUCUUGGAUCAUGUCUCGGCCCUGUGGAGCACCCUUUUUCGAGUCCGCGACGACAUCAAGGAGUCCGUGCGGAAGGCCUGCGACACGGCACUGCAAGCAUUGAGCCGGGCUUGCAUCCGGACGUGCGACGUGCAGACCGGCCACAGUGGGGAGAGGGCGCUUGAAGUGAUCCUGCCGUGCCUGGCUGAGGGACUGUCCAGUCCCGUUGCGGAAGUGCGCCAGUCCAGCCUGUCGACGCUUGUUCAGCUGAGCCGGGGUGCGGGAGUGCUGCUGAGACCUCAACUCCCACUGCUCUUCGGGGCAUUGCUAAACGCCCUCAGCGAACUUGAGCCCCAAGUCCUGAACCAGAUCAGUGUGCGAGCUGGUGCCGAUGUCAGGGACAAGCUUGAUGCUGCGCGCGUGGCGGCCACAAAGUCUACGCCAGCCAUGGAAACAAUCAAUCACUGCGUCCAGUUUGUGGAUGCUUCCGUCCUGACCGCCCUGGUUCCCCGCCUGGUGGAGCAAGCCAAGAGUUCGGUGGGUCUGGGCACGAGGGCGGGCUGUGCCCACCUGGCCGUGGCACUCACCCACCAGUGCCCUCUGGAGCUGCAGCCUCACGCAGGAAAGCUCCUACGUGCCUUUGUGCAUGGGCUGAGUGACCGAAAUGCCACCGUGCGUCGCUGUUGCGCCACAGCAGUGGGGAACCUGGCCAAGGUGGCGAAGGAGAGUGACGUCGACAGGCUCAUGGCCAAGCUUCGUUCCUGGUACAUGGAGACUGACGACGAAGCAGUCCAGUGGGCCUGUGCCCACACGAUGCAGUCCGUGGCCAGGCACGCCCCCGACGUACUGCGUGCCCACGCCACGGCCGCUUUACCGCUGGCAUUUUUCGCCAAGCACGCCAAGCCCCUGGAGGGAAAGACAGAAGAAGAGUCUCCUGCACCACUCUGGGACGAAGUCUGGGUCGAGUUCACUGCGGGGACCGAGUCCGGCCUGAAGCUGUACCUGUCCGAAGUGGUUGGGCUGAUCCAGCAGGGGCUGGAGUGCCCCUCGUGGCCCCUGCGGGCCCAGGCUGGGGUGACCGCCUGCGCCCUGGCUCAGACCCUGGGUCCCUUCCUGGACUGGGCCUGGACCGAGCUGCUGCUCACCGCCCUGCUGGCCGCCCUCUCGGGACGCACCUGGGCCGGCAAGGAGUCCCUUCUCAAGGCGUUGUCUGCUGUUGGCGUCAACUGCGUGGCAACAAACGGCGAUUCUGGGGAUAACCUGCCAAUGCGGAGUGCCUUUCUAAAUAAGGUUUCCGAGGCGCUCGUCCGAGAGUGCCGCAAAGAGAACCCCACCUACAAGGAGCAGGCUGUGUUGAGCCUGGCGCAGCUCGUGGAGAAGCACGAACUAGACUACUUUGCACCACUGCUCGAGAUCCUCGAGCCACAGCUCAGGAAGGCGGCCGACCGUAAGCGUUCGAGCGAGGACGACGACAGCGAAGGUCGCUGGGACUUGGAGUCUCAGCUGCGGUUCCAGUCCGUGGGCUUCGAAGCCCUCGGCCAGGCCUGGCCCAAGGAUCCCAUCACCCAGGAGAAAUACCAGGCGAGGCUAUGCGACCUGCUGCUCGCCAGCUUCCCGGCGAGCACGUGGAAGGUUCAGCUGUCCAUUCUGAAGGCUCUACGCAAGUUCCUCGUCAGGCUGUCGUGGCUCAGCCCCGAAAAGCGCACGGAGUACGACAGCGGCCUGACCUCGGUGACGAGCGGAAUCGUGGAUGUCGCCUGCCAAGCCUUGGAUAUGACCAAGUAUGCUGCGCUCUCCAGCGAGGCUCUCCUACUCAUGAAAGACCUACUGGAGAAGAUCAAAGCGGCAGAUGUAGUCUGGGUUCUGACGCCUUCGUCCGCAAACAAGCUGAAGAACUCCGUGGCAACCAUUGCAAAGAAGGACAACAACCUCGAACUGAAGAGCUUGGCACAGGACCUAGCAGACCUAGCAAUGAACACUUGUUGAACUGGCAGCGUAAUAUUUCUAACGAGUUUGCAAGCCCCCUCUGUGAUGGUAGAGAAAAAUGCCAAGUACAGGUUGACAAUUUAAAACCUCUUUAUACACGGUAUAUUACAUGAAUGUGCUUUGUCAUAUUAAAACAUGCAUGGUUCUAGAUGG
This is a messenger RNA of Ixodes scapularis (black-legged tick), 5693 nucleotides long. Its product is annotated as proteasome adapter and scaffold protein ECM29. The transcript is spliced from 46 exons. Gene Ontology annotation, cellular component: nucleus; cytoplasm. Bases 99 to 5540 code for a protein of 1813 amino acids. Gene Ontology annotation, molecular function: molecular adaptor activity; protein binding. Lineage: Eukaryota; Metazoa; Arthropoda; Arachnida; Ixodida; Ixodidae. The record is from RefSeq and is a predicted model, not a curated record. Gene Ontology annotation, biological process: proteasome assembly.